This is a messenger RNA of Papaver somniferum (opium poppy), 654 nucleotides long. RefSeq lists its product as uncharacterized. The record is from RefSeq and is a predicted model, not a curated record. Lineage: Eukaryota; Viridiplantae; Streptophyta; Magnoliopsida; Ranunculales; Papaveraceae. Bases 1 to 654 code for a protein of 217 amino acids. The transcript has a single exon.
AUGGAUUCAAAUACACCAACAAAGAUGGAUUCAGCUACACCAAAGAAGAUGGAUUCAACUACGCCGAGAAAAAUGGAUUCGAGCAUAUCGAAGAAGAAGAAAAGAGUUUUCAGUCGGCGAGCAUGGAAUUUCUUGCGAUUUGCAUUGCUGUGGGCGAGGAAAGGCGGUGUGCUGAAACGGGGACUUAUGAUGGAGCUUCGGGUUCUACCAAAUUACUUAAAGAAUCUAAAACAUUCUCAUAAUCAUCAUAACCAAGACUUGAUUCGAUAUGGUGAACGUGAAUUAUCAUUUGAUGAAACUCCAUUGUUUCAGUUUAAAUCUAGACAUUCUUCAAUGAAAUUUCACUUACCUUGUAUAAAACCACAAGUCGAUUUUGAUUAUGAUUUUACGGGCGACGAUGAUAUUGUUGUUUAUAAACAAGAUAGUAGGAAGAGUUUCUUAAGAAAUGGAGAAGAAGAAGAACUGUACGAUUCAGAUUCUGAAAUCGGAUCAGAUAACAAUGGAUUCAGUUCUGUCAAUGUAGUCCAAAAUGAGGAAGAAGGAAUUGAUCUAAAAGCGGAGGAAUUCAUAUCUAAGUUUUAUGCACAGAUGAAGUUACAAAGACAGAUUUCGUAUUUACAAUAUACUGAGACGAUUACGAAAAGCACAGUUUGA